AUGAGGACGCAUAUCGGAAGUAUGCAGAUGAGAUUCUGCCUAUACAACCACAUGAACUGGAUUUUGAUACAACGAGUCGCGAAUCUCCAGAAGCUGUUCGCCCCUAAGAAGAUAUUGGACCCCACACUCAAAGUUCGCCAUGAUUCGCCGACUGACUCACAUGCGGAUGACACUCCGCUGACGAUUGAGGACCUGCUUAACGAAUUUGAGAAUUUUACCGCGUUAGAAAUGGACAACAUGGACAUGGAAGGAACUCGCGAGAUCCAUGCUUUGUGGAAGGAAAAGGAUGCUUCAGGUCAGAAGAAGCGACGCAAAACAGGGCAGCUCUAUGGUCGCAGGAGACAGUGCAAAACCGAUGUUGCGUUUGACGCCAAGAAAUCAAGAACCUAUCUCGACGUUGUUAUCAAUAGGUAUUCCCUGCACUUUCAACUGGAUACAGGCGCUGAUAUAACUUUAAUAUCACGCCGAAGCUGGAAGAGUAUCGGAUUAUCUACCCUGGAACCUACCAUCAUACUUGAAAAUGGCAGACGGAACGCCGAUGGAGAUCGAUGGUAA
Messenger RNA from Strongylus vulgaris, 555 nucleotides. The record is from the annotation of a GenBank genome assembly. Lineage: Eukaryota; Metazoa; Nematoda; Chromadorea; Rhabditida; Strongylidae.